GCCUGUUCGAAGUUGCACCUCAGUCAGAGUGCUAGGAACCGAGUUCAGGAAUAGUCGUAUUCUACGUUUGUCUCCGUGUUGUUUCCAGUUUUUUGGAAGAGCUCUGUCGUGUAUAUUCGCCAGUGGUUCUGGUUCGAAGUUGACGAGAACAAGCCCAGACUACAGUCACGUUUUUCUCCUCAAUUGACGGUCGUAACAGAGAAAAGUCAAGGAAAUCGGAGCGUGUACUUACGACGAUCGCCAAGUCCGUCUUGUUGCAAUAUUGGCAGAAUUAUCCAGUGGAUGUGUGUGCGCAGUUGUUCUCUCCGAUAGCUCUGUACGGAGGGCCCCCCUGUUGUGUAGUUUUGUAGUUUCGCUUUCAAGUCUCGUGGUGGCUAGUUUUUUUUCUAUUCCCCCAAGUGGGUUGGAAAGUUUGUUGCUAGUGGGAAAAAAGUAAGCCUCGGCUUUGUAAAACGUGAAAAGUGUGACUAGAAUAUUGGGGAAAUUAUUGAUCGAAGAAAGGGCCUACCGAAGGAAAGGUGUGUUUCUAAGGCGAGCCAGCCAAGUGUAGAGGCGAAGUUGUUUCGAGAAAUAUAAAGCAUUAACCCGAAAAGUGGGGUGAUUUCUUCGAUUCUCUCGGAAAUUGAAGAACGCGGUGAGUGUGAGCUUGUGUGGCCUCAAGAUCCGCUGCUGUGUAGUAGCCUAACGUGUGGAUACGCUAUAUUUAAUUGUGUGUUGAGAAGUGUCCAAGGGGUAAUCGAAGAGCAAAAGUUGUGUAAUUUUUUUCGAUAUCAGACACCGACCGACAAGUGCAGUGACAGUUCGAACCCCGUUUGGGUUGUGUACUAAUAGUUGAUCUAUUCUUAUCGGAAAACAGUAAACAAAUCGAAGAUGCCCCAAUCGGACGGGGGAUACGUGUCGCUUACGGGCGGCCCCCAGUCGGUGUACAAUUCGACGACGGAGCCCCAGUCCGCGUCCAAAUCGGUCAUGGAAACGGUCAAACGGGUCAUCGGAACGGCCAUCGGCGCCCAGGACAAGCACGCGCUCAUUGAACGGGACGGGGCCCAGCCGUACAUCAUCAGCAGCAGGGACCGUGACAAGACCGGCAAAACGGCCAACAACAGAAUGCCAUCCGCACCAGCCCACACUGCCGAGGAAGCCCGCCUCUUGGGAACCAUGCCCAUGGACCCAAUGGACGACAUCGAGCUUCGCUCCGUUCAGAUGCAGUACCCCAACCAGCGGGGUUCGAUCGUGGGCCAGUGCGACCUGCGGCGAGUUCCCACGGACAAAGGCGACAUUCUGGUCGCGGUGCAGGGCGAUACAACGAAACCUGGCAUCGUUACAUACCACGAUCUGGGACUGAACUAUGCAUCGAGUUUUGCCGGAUUUUUCAACUUCCCAUCGAUGCGUGCCCUGCUGGAUAACUUCUGUGUCUACCAUGUGAACGCCCCUGGACAGGAAGAGGGAGCCCCCACCUUCCCGGAAGAUUACGUGUACCCAACGUUCGAUGAGCUCGCUUCGCAGCUGCUGUUCGUGAUGUCACAUUUCAACCUGAAAACGAUUAUCGGACUUGGAGUUGGAGCUGGUGCCAACAUUUUGGCUCGCUUUGCCCUGGCUCACCCGGAUAAGGUUGGAGCUCUUUGCCUAAUCAACUGCAGUUCGACGGCUGCCGGCUGGAUCGAGUGGGGUUACCAACUCCUGAACUCCCGCAAUCUCCGCACCAAGGGUAUGACACAGAGCGUGAUGGACUAUCUGAUGUGGCACCACUUCGGGCGGAAUCCGGAGGAGCGAAAUCUGGACCUGGUGCAGCUGUACAAAUCGAACUUUGAGCGUUCGAUAAAUCCCGUAAACCUGGCUAUGUUUAUCGAUUCGUACAUCAAGCGUACCGAUCUCAACAUUGCCCGAACCCCCUCGGGUACACCACAGACAGCUGCAUCACUGAAAAUGCCAGUGCUAAACAUUACCGGAGCACUUUCGCCACACAUCGAUGAUACGGUCACCUUCAAUGGCAGACUAGCACCCGAGAAGACCAACUGGAUGAAGAUCUCUGACUGCGGUCUCGUAUUGGAGGAGCAACCCGGCAAGCUGGCCGAGGCGUUCCGAUUGUUCCUGCAGGGUGAAGGCUACGCACCAACAUUUUCACCGCAUGCAAUAAACCAUACAACAACUAACUACAACAUCAACAACAACGACAACAUCGACAACAACAAUGAAGAGUUCGACAAGCUGAAUGGGAACAACAAUGGCAACAACAGUGGAGGAGGUGGCGGUGGUGUGUCUUCGGCGGCCGGCGAGAACAACAAUCUGCCCGUAAGUGCGACGACCGGUGCUGCGAUCCGGAUAACCGAGAACCCUCUGCCGGAGAAUGUGGCAUGCUAGAAACGAUACAUAUCGGGCCUGGCGAGGGACGGGGGCGGCCACGGUCCAACCAGAAAAAUAAUGUCCGGUUUCGGGACGGUGGGCCGGUCGUCGUUGCUCCUGGCGGGCAAAUGUGAAGAUAAUGGCGGCGAAGGCGAAGAGGAAGAUUACGGCGAAGAAGUGUGGACCAAUCGCCGCUAUAGGGUAGAAAAAGUACUGUUGAAUGCUAUAUUUUCUAUUCAGAUCUAAGGGUGGAAGGGCAGGGUAGAAGCUUAAAAUAUUAACACAUAAUUGCUGCUGAUGACUUAAACCAUGUGACGUUAAGUGGGAUUGAUUAGGAAGAAAAGUGAGUCCUGGAAUUUAAACGUUGAUUUUGUACUCAAGCAUUCGUGAACUAGUUACAUUUGACAUCAUAAGGUUCUGUUCGAUCAGCCUAAUUGUAUUCAUGCCGAACAGUAGUAUCUGUAGGAAGUUUGCGCUAUUUGCCUGAAGAGUGCGCGCACGACACUACUCGAAUCGAACACGUACACGCUUAGAUUUUGUUAUACAUUCUAUGUAUUAAAGUUUCACACUUUUUGUUUCUAUACCGUUUUCGUCCACAGCUUUUUCUCGCACUUUUGUGUUCUAGUGGACACAUCACGGUGUGCCUGAAACCGUUAUUAACAAAAAAAUAUCAUCAACUCUGCCUAUUCGUGAAUUUGAAAAUGUUUUAUCGAGGGAAAUGAAAAUAACAUUGAUUUGAAGAUUUUGAGUCAUAUAAAAAAAGUGUUUUCAUGUUUUAAAAAAAACCUUACGCUGCAUGAUAGUACAUGAGAGUAGAUAAGUCGAGGCGAUAUACGUAAAUGCGCCAUGCAAAAUGUUUGCGUAUCGCCACCAUCUACUGUUAAAUUCCAUCAAAUAAGGAUUCUACUCUAUUUCCCAGAAUGCCAUCAGGAUGCCCCGAAUGUUAUUAACCCGAAUUUCAUAUCCCCGAAUGACCCAUUAUCGCUGGGCAAUGUCAUUCGAAAUAAUUGUACAUUCGGGACAGUAUGAUUCGGGUUGAUAGCAUUCGGGGUAAUGGGGCAGAAUCCAUAUAAUAAGGGAUACCAUCUGAUCAGUUGAGAAAAUCAGGACAUAUCAUGUAUUUUCGUAAAAAUGGGCAAAACUCACCGGAUUUGUUAGACAAU
This is a messenger RNA of Aedes aegypti (yellow fever mosquito), 3503 nucleotides long. RefSeq names its product protein NDRG3 (gene MESK2). Gene Ontology annotation, cellular component: cytoplasm. Gene Ontology annotation, biological process: signal transduction. The transcript has 11 exons. NCBI's taxonomy places the organism in Eukaryota, Metazoa, Arthropoda, Insecta, Diptera, Culicidae. The record is from RefSeq and is a predicted model, not a curated record. Bases 871 to 2358 code for a protein of 495 amino acids.